AUGGAGUCAGGUAAGAUGGUGUACACUGUGAUGGAGACUUUGAUUGGUCUGAUCUGUUGUGUGGGGAACCUGCUGGUGAUCUUGGCUCUUUGGUCCAGCGGGAGCCUGCAGCAGGAGCCCACCUACUGCCUGCUGCUGUCCCUGUGUGUGGCGGAUGCUCUGGUGGGGGCUGUAGCCGUCCCUUUGGCUGUGGUGAUCGACGGGAACUUCACCACCUCCUUCAGCCUGUGUCAGUUUAUCAGCUGUGUGACUGUGCUCCUCACACUGGGCUCUGUGCUCUGCCUCACAGCUAUAGCAGUGGACAGAUACCUCAGGGUUUACAUCCCCAUCAGGUACAAGACGACUGUGACUCAGAGACACUUUUGGUUGGUGGUUGCUGGAUGCUGGCUUGUUGCGGUCCCUCUCAGCUUCGCUCCCAUGUUCGGAUGGUACGACGAGAAAACUUUGGCAGCGUCAAACAACUCCACAAUUCUCUGCCAGUUCAUUGCUGUCAUCCCAAUGUCCUUCCUAGUAUACUUCAAUUUCUUCCUUUGCAAUAUCAUUCCUCUGUCACUGAUGGCCAUCUUGUACUGUGCCAUUUUUUACACCAUUAGAAGCAAACUGAGUUUAAAACCGGGAGAUGUUCUAAAGCAGUCUCAGAAAUACAUGCAUAAAGAGAAAAGGCUUGCUUCUUCUCUCCUCUUAGUUCUGGUUCUGUUUUCUGUGUCUUGGUUACCACUGCAUAUAAUGAACACCAUUGAGUACUUUGCUCCAAUAGCUAUGCCGAUUGAAGCUGUUUAUGUGGGCAUUGUGCUGACACAUGUUAACUCUGCAGCAAACCCAAUAGUCUAUGCAUUGAAAAUACCCAAAAUACGGAAAGCAUGCAAGAAUCUUUGGAUCAAGUGUAUUUCAUGUAAAGAGGGAAUUCAGAUCACAGGCAUUCAGAAUAGCCAGAGUACAGAUAACAAUAUAAAAUAAUCUUUCAAGAUUGACUAUUGACUAAAAGACUAUUUGCUCCCUUCUGAAGAUAAGUUGGAUGCCAUGUGUAGGCCUUUUGACAUCUUUGACGUCUUGUUUUGUGCUAUGUAAGGAAAUUCGCUAUUGCUCUUGAUUGAUGCUGCAGAAUAGUUAUAGUUUUGUGUGCUUGGACUUUUUUGCUGUUAUGAAUGUAGAAAAGAUGUAUUGAUUUAGUAUUGAGUAUUUAAAUAAACCAUUUAAAAAUCUUGUCUCAUUUUCGUGGACCCAGUCUCUUUUCUUGUCUUGUGGAAAUUGUGUUUGAUCCCACCCCUAAUAACUAAAUUGUUUUAACCAAUGUUUUACCAAUGGAAUUAUUAGAGCUAC
Molecule: messenger RNA, 1320 nt
Organism: Boleophthalmus pectinirostris (great blue-spotted mudskipper)
Lineage: Eukaryota; Metazoa; Chordata; Actinopteri; Gobiiformes; Gobiidae
Product: adenosine receptor A1-like
Exons: 2
Coding region: 1-957 (318 amino acids)
Biological process (GO): G protein-coupled adenosine receptor signaling pathway
Cellular component (GO): membrane; dendrite; synapse
Molecular function (GO): G protein-coupled adenosine receptor activity
Source: RefSeq, a predicted model, not a curated record